AUGCCUGAUAUAAUUACACGUCGACGUUUAAUUUUCUUUAUUUUUGCUGUCAGUUUUGUUAUUAUAAGCAUCCUAUUCUUUGGUCGGAUAAUUCCAUCCUAUUCACCUCGAGUGUCAUUCAAACCUGAAGAUGAACAACUAACUAGCGAAUGUUAUUUAAGCGAACCAGUCGAUGUCAUUGGAUUAUGCGAGAAAUGUACAUCGUAUCAACGUCGUUCAAAAGCACAUGCUUGUUUAUCAACUGGUUACCGAGAAAUCGUCCUUUGUUCCAGAUCUAAUAUCAAAACGACUCGUUCGUGUCAAAUACCCACUCAGGUUCAACGGCAGCAUUUCUGGUUGUUCGAAGGUUUUAUGCUUGUUCUUGGAUUGUUGGCAAUAGCGUCAGUUCAAUCCAGACAGAAGACAUUGGACAAGCAAAUGGUGGAGAAAAUUAAGAAGCAGAUUGAGCUUUCUGUAUGGAGUUCUUAUCUAACAUUAGCUGAUAGUUUUAUUUGCCAACGAAAUCGUAUUACAUAUUCUAGGCGGAUCUUCAUUUUUUCUCUCUGUGAUAUCAACCACAUCAGUGGUUUUCGAACUAUGUACGGUAUAACUUAUGUGACAGCAAUCGUUCUUGGUGUUGCUCUCUGUUUCGGAGCUCCGACCAAGAAAGCCAAUACUUGUGGUUAUGAUGCAUGCAACUUAGGGGACCCUAGCAAACUGAACGUGCAUAUUGUUGCUCAUACCCAUGACGAUGUCGGAUGGUUGAAAACGGUUGAUCAAUAUUUCUACGGAGCACGAAAUAAUAUUCAACAUGCGGGUGUGCAAUAUAUUCUUGAUUCUGUCAUACAUGCCCUCGAUCAAAACCCGGAUAGACGAUUUAUCUACGUUGAAAUCGGCUUUUUCUGGCGUUGGUGGAGUCAACAAACAGAUGCUGUACGUAGCAAAGUGAAAGAUUUUGUUAACUCGGGUCGUUUGGAAUUCAUUUCCGGUGGCUGGUGCAUGAACGACGAAGCUUCUACACAUUACAAUUCUAUCAUCGAUCAACAUUCACUUGGUGCCGAGUUUUUACGCGAUCAAUUUGGGGAUUGCGGUCGACCCAAAAUUGGAUGGCAGAUCGAUCCUUUUGGACACUCAAGAGAACAAGCAUCGCUUUCUGCACAGAUGGGUUUUGAUGGUUUGUUCUUUGGUCGUGCUGACUACGAAGAUUAUCAAACACGAAACCGAACGAAAACAAUGGAGAUGGUAUGGAAAGCGAGUGCAAACUUGGGUGACAAAAGCUGGCUAUUCACUGGUGUUCUACCUAAUGGAUAUGGCCCACCAGAUUCAUUCUGUUAUGAUAUGUUCUGCGGCGAUCCACCUAUUAUGGAUGACGCACGAUUACACGAUUAUAAUGUACCAGAACGUGUUCAAACUUUUAUACGAGCAGCUCAAAACGAAGCGGUUGGCUUUGCUACAAAUCAUAUCAUCAUGACUAUGGGCAGUGAUUUUCAAUAUGAAAAUGCCAACGAAUGGUUCAAGAACAUGGACAAGCUCAUACGAUAUGUCAACGCUCAACAAGCUAAUGGAAGCAAUGUAAAUGUUUUCUACUCUACCCCAUCUUGUUAUUUGUAUGCGUUGAAUCAAGCUAAACGAGCUUGGACCUCAAAAUCAGAUGACUUCUUCCCGUAUGCUCACCAUCCACAUGGAUUCUGGACAGGUUACUUCUCCUCGCGUGCUGCUCUCAAACGAUUCGAACGCCACUCAAACAACAUCUUACAAGUUACACGACAACUCAAUGCGUUUGCCAAUACCAACCUUCGAAACUCUAUCUUUUAUCUAAGUGAAGCCAUGGGUGUUGCUCAACAUCACGAUGCAGUGAGUGGAACUGAAAAGCAAGAAGUUGCCUUCGAUUAUGCACAGCGUUUGUCCCAAGGACUCAGCUCAGGCAAUCUCGUAAUUAACCAAGCUUAUUCACGACUUUUGCCCAAAGCAGGUCAACCACCUCCAUCUGUACCCCAACUGCUAUGUCACUUGACCAACAUCAGCGAAUGUCUAACAGUUCAAGAUCAAACUCGAUUUACGGUAACAUUAUGGAACCCAACCAUUCAGCCAGUUCUUCAUCAUUUCCGUGUUCCAGUGACACGAGCAUACACAGUUCGUGAUCCGACAGGACAACCGAUUUUAUCUGAACUCAUACCUGUUUCCGAUCAAACAAAGAAGAUUCCAGGACGUACCAGUACUGCUAAUAACGACUUAGUCUUCAGAGCUAGUUUACCAGCACUCGGUUUCAACACCUACUACUUCGAAGCUAAAACUGAGGAAGAACCAGCUAAAGCACAAGUAAAGAUUACGCAUAAUGAGGAAUGUAUCCUACAAAAUCAAAACGUUCGAGUUGAAAUUGAUGCUCAAGGCAAUCUUGGACAUAUUAUUAAUCUAAAGAAGAGUCUCGCAGUAGAAUUUCAUAACCAAGGUUUCUACUGGUAUCAGAGCUUUCCCGGUAAUAAUUCACGAUCUGAAUUUCAAGCAUCUGGCGCUUAUAUUUUUCGGCCAGUGUCAGCUGAUCCUCAACCAGUCAGUACCACACGCACAAUUACUUGCAUCAAAGCCGAAAAUGUACAAUCAGCUCGUAUAGUUUUCAAUGAUUGGGCAAGUCAAGAAAUUAUUUUGUAUGAUGAGGCGGAGUACGCUGAAGUUGAAUGGACAGUCGGUCCCAUUCCUGUCAACGAUAACAUCGGCAAAGAGAUUAUUCUUCGCUAUGAUACAGAUGUUAAUAGUGGUAAUAAAUUCUAUACCGAUGCCAACGGCCGAGAAGUUCUCGAACGAACCAGAGAUUAUCGACCAACAUGGAACUAUACCGUUGUCGAAACUGUUGCUGGUAACUACUAUCCAGUGAACAGUCGCAUCUGGAUCAAAGAUCAAGAUAAACAAUUCACCAUUCUAACAGAUCGUUCCGAAGGUGGUAGCAGCAUUCACAACGGUUCAGUUGAACUUAUGCUUCAUCGACGUAUGUUGUACGAUGAUGCUCUCGGAGUAGGAGAAGCUCUGAACGAAGCUGCCUUUGGCCAAGGUUUAGUUGUUCGCGGUAGACAUGUUCUCUUUCUUGAAUCACCUGCUGCCAGUGCUGCUUAUCAUCGUAUUGGUGCUCAACGUAUGUACAUGCAUCCAGUUGCAACAUACGCAUUGAUUCCACAAUCUUAUCCCAGUUAUUCGGCAUCUUAUCGCCUAACAUGGUCGGCAUUGACUGAUACUCUACCAAUGAAUGUUCACUUGCUAACAUUAGAUCAAUUAGCACCAAAAGAAUUUUUAGUUCGCGUUGAACAUUACUUUGAAUUGAAUGAAGACGAUACUUUUUCACAUCCAGUUACAUUCAAUCUACAAUCAAUCUUUACAUCAUUAGGUAGUAUCAAGAGUAUGCAGGAAAUGACACUGGCAGCAAAUCUCGCUUUGUCUGAUUUGAACCGUCUUAAAUGGGUCACCGGAAACGAAGAAAUGUUGGACAGACAUGUUUCUAAAGAUGCAAAUGCAAAUGAUACAAAUAUCACUUUAAAUCCAAUGGAGAUUCGUACAUUCCGUGUGGAAUUGGCAUAA
This is a messenger RNA of Adineta ricciae, 3546 nucleotides long. The record is from the annotation of a GenBank genome assembly. Lineage: Eukaryota; Metazoa; Rotifera; Eurotatoria; Adinetida; Adinetidae.